Messenger RNA from Selaginella moellendorffii, 2798 nucleotides. RefSeq names its product probable alpha-glucosidase Os06g0675700. NCBI's taxonomy places the organism in Eukaryota, Viridiplantae, Streptophyta, Lycopodiopsida, Selaginellales, Selaginellaceae. The transcript is spliced from 4 exons. The record is from RefSeq and is a predicted model, not a curated record. The coding region runs from base 25 to 2700 and encodes 891 amino acids. Gene Ontology annotation, molecular function: hydrolase activity, hydrolyzing O-glycosyl compounds; carbohydrate binding. Gene Ontology annotation, biological process: carbohydrate metabolic process.
GAGUGACCUCACUCUUGUAGAUCAAUGCGCAAAGCCAUGGCGCUCUCUUCGUCCAUCGCGCUCUGCCUAGCCCUGUGGAUGAUCGCCGCCGUGUCUCGGGAAUACAGAGUCUUGUCCGUGAUCGAGCAGGCCAAUGCCGGCGGCGGGAGCGCGAUCCUGGUGGAGAUCGCGGACAGGAUCGACGAUUUCGGCCCCGACAUUGGGCGCCUUCUCAUCAGCGUCAGCUAUGAGACCGACGAGCGCUUGCAUCUGAUGAUCACGGACGCCGAUAGCCCUCGCUGGGAGAUCCCAUUCCAGCUGAUACCGCGAUCGAUGGACGGCAACAGCAGCAGCGCCAGAUUUUCCCAGGAAGUUCGCAAGAUCACGUCGCCCAAGCUCCAGCUCUCCUACACGGUGAAUCCAUUCAGCUUUACGGUCACUCGGGUCUCGAACGGGGAAAUUCUCUUCGACUCGCCAUCGUCGUCGAGUUUCGUGUUUAAAGAUCAAUAUCUAGAGAUAUCAACGAGGAUUCCAGCCCAGGCAGCGCUCUAUGGGCUCGGGGAGAGCACUCGCAGCGAUGGCUUUCGGAUUCUUCCAAACUCGACUUACACACUCUGGGCAGCUGAUACAGGUGCCGACAACACGGACGUAAAUCUAUAUGGAUCGCAUCCUUUCUAUAUGGACGUGAGAAGCGGAGGACAAGCUUAUGGUGUUCUUCUUCUCAACAGCAAUGGCAUGGACGUGAACUAUGAGGGAGAGUUUUUGACGUACAAAGUUCUUGGAGGUGUGUUUGAUUUCUAUUUCUUCGCUGGGCCGUCUCCCCUCUCCGUCGUCCAGCAGUACACAGCACUUGUUGGAAAACCAGCAGCGAUGCCAUAUUGGUCGCUCGGAUUCCACCAGUGUCGAUGGGGAUACAAGAACGUAUCUCAGGUCGAGCAUGUUGUUGCCGAGUACAAGAAGGCGAAUUUGCCUCUGGAAGUUAUGUGGAACGAUAUAGAUCACAUGGACGUGUAUAAGGACUUCACUCUGGAUCCUGUAAAUUAUCCUGCUGAACAGCUGCGAGCGUUUGUGGAGAAACUCCACAAGAACGGCCAACGAUAUGUUCUUAUUGUAGAUCCUGGACUCAAACCGGAGAAAAAUUACGAGACUUACAGACGGGCCAAGGAAAUGGAUGUUUUUAUCAAGGACGUGCAAGGCAAACCAUAUCUCGGUCAGGUUUGGCCCGGGCCUGUGCAUUUCCCGGACUUCCUCCAUCCAAGAGCUCUAGAGUUUUGGACAGGAGAGGUCUCCAGAUUUCACAAGGAGGUUCCAUUUGAUGGUCUCUGGAUUGAUAUGAACGAGGCCUCAAAUUUUUGCCAGGGAGUUACGUGCACCUUACCAGCCAACGUUACGUGUCCGAUCCCCGGUUCCUUCACUCAGUGCUGCCUGGUUUGCAGCAACGACCUCGCUACAAAGUGGGACAAUCCACCUUACGCCAUCAACAAUGCUGGCACUCACAGAAGCCUGGGUGGAAAGACUAUACCGACGAGCGCUACGCACUACAAUGGGACUUUAGAGUACAACGCUCACAAUCUCUACGGGCUUGCUGAGGCCAUCGUGAUCAACAGUGCUCUCAAGACAGUCGUGAAGAAGAGGCCGUUCGUGCUCUCGAGGUCCACCUUUGCUGGAAGUGGCCGAGUCACUGCUCACUGGCUGGGUGAUAACCGGGCGUCUUGGAACGACUUGAAGUACUCCAUCUCCGGCAUCUUAGGCGCGGGGCUGGCUGGAAUUCCCAUGGUGGGAGCGGACAUCUGUGGCUUCUCAGGCAACACUACCGAGGAGCUUUGCAACCGGUGGAUACAGUUGGGAGCAUUCUAUCCGUUCUCGAGGGACCACAACGAUUUUUUCAGCAGUCCACAGGAGCUCUUUGUGUGGAAGUCAGUGACUCGAUCGGCAAGGAAGGCACUGGAGCUUCGCUACAAGCUCCUCCCAUACUUGUACACUCUUUCCUUCGAGGCACACACACUGGGCUCGCCGGUAGCAAGGCCGCUGUUCUUCACGUUUCCAAACGAUCGGGCCACCCUCGACAUUGACAAGCAGUUCCUUCUCGGCCGCGGCGUUCUCAUCUCUCCAGUGUUAACUCCCAACGCCACCACCGUCAAGGCAUACUUUCCUCAAGGCACUUGGUACAGCCUCUUCGACUACACGAAGUACGUGACAUCUCCCUCGGGGUCUUACCAGCAGCUGGACGCUCCCUGGGACACGAUCAACGUUCACGUCCACGAAGGCUCUAUCAUCCCCAUGCAAGAGUUCGCGCUGACAACAAGGCUGGCUCGCAAGACUCCCUUCACUCUGGUGGUGGCCUUCUCUUCCACGGACAGCGAGAAUUCGACGGCGUCGGGAGAGCUUUUCCUGGACGACGACGACGCGCUGGAGAUGAAAUUGGCAGAAGGAAAGUCGAGCUUCAUUAAAUUCGCGGCUUCCUCGAGUGGAUCAAGUGGCGGGAAAGUGUUAGUGAAAGCGUCCGUGGCGCACGGAGACUUUGUGAAACGCCAAAGCCUCGAGCUCCACAGGGUGGUGGUUCUAGGUGGAAGACAGAGUACGAGCCAACCACGAAAGGUGCUCGUCAAUGGGAAAAAUCCAUCCGAGAGCGUCACAGCAAAAGUGUUUCAAACUGGAGUGGAGAUUUCUGGACUUUCUCUGCCGCUAGGCAGCGAUUUCCAGCUCUCCCUCGAAUUAUGACAGAGGGACUUUUGGCAAAAGCUUUGCGACAACGAUGUUGUACGAAGUUCUAGACUUUCAACCAAAAGAAAGAUAGACAAUGACUAUGAGAUCACGAA